Trichoderma atroviride IMI 206040 is the source of this 1137-nucleotide messenger RNA. RefSeq lists its product as uncharacterized. The record is from RefSeq and is a predicted model, not a curated record. Gene Ontology annotation, biological process: signal transduction; peptidyl-serine phosphorylation. Gene Ontology annotation, cellular component: cytosol; cAMP-dependent protein kinase complex. Gene Ontology annotation, molecular function: cAMP-dependent protein kinase activity; ATP binding. NCBI's taxonomy places the organism in Eukaryota, Fungi, Ascomycota, Sordariomycetes, Hypocreales, Hypocreaceae.
AUGGCCGUGACAGUUGCUGAAACGCAGCCGGCCACUCCUGCGUUAUCAGCCGGCAUGGCCUCGUCUCACCAGCUCCACCAGCCCGGCAGCGCUCCCAAGCCUCUGCCGCCGACUCGCACGUUCAAACCCUCCGAUUUCACGCGGGUGCGGACUCUGGGAACAGGGACAUUUGCUCGAGUGUGCCUCGUCCGCCCUGCCAGCGCCACUGUGCCUCUGGAAGAGGACAAGAACGCAGAAGUCUAUGCUCUCAAAAUCCUCAAAAAGACAGAGGUCAUCAAGCUGAAACAAAUCGACCACGUGCGUCACGAAAGGGCAGUUCUUGCAGAUGUGGCAGGCCAUCCCUUCAUCACCAAUUUACAAGCUUCUUUUUCCGACAGAGAUCGUUUGUACCUGGUUCUCGACUAUGUCCCGGGCGGCGAGAUUUUCAGUUAUCUGCGCAAAUACCGCCGGUUCGAUGAGCAGGUUGCCCGUUUCUACGCCGCCGAGAUUGUUCUCGUGCUGGAGUAUUUGCACGAGAAGCAGGGCGGCGUCGCUUACCGAGACCUCAAGCCGGAAAACUUGCUGUUGGACAAGGACGGGCACAUCAAACUGGCCGAUUUUGGCUUUGCAAAAAGGCUAGGCUACAAAGAUGAUAGACCCGUCGAAACAUACACGUUAUGUGGGACGCCCGAAUAUCUUGCGCCUGAGGUCAUUCAUAACAAGGGCCACACGACAGCAGUGGACUGGUGGGCGCUAGGCAUCCUGAUAUACGAAUUCUUGACGGGCUACCCUCCUUUCUGGCACCAAAAUCCUAUUGAGAUUUACAAGCAGAUUGUUGAGAAACCCGUCGUCUUUCCCCAAGAACCACAAAUCUCAGACGAGGCCAAAGACAUAAUCAAGUCGUUUUGUACAAUCGACCGCUCCAGACGCCUCGGCAAUAUCAGCGGCGGGGCCGGCCGCGUCAAAGCCCACCCCUUUUUCCACGGAGUCAACUGGGAGGAUCUCCUCAGCCGCCGCCAGCCCGGCCCGAUUAUCCCUCCCAUUCGAUAUCCCGGCGACGCUCAGUGUUUCGACAUGUACCCCGAGGACGACGGCAAGGGCGAUGUUUACACGGCCGAGUUGGCCAACAAAUACGACCAAUAUUUUGAAGAUUUUUAA